UCUUCACAAGAAAAGACGCACGGACAUGAUUACGCUGGUGCUAAAGAAUAGGGCCGUAUUUUGAGUUAGAUUUUCAGGUGUUUAAGACACACGAAAUGCACGUUAUUCAGUGUGCUGUUUAAGAUUUGGACACAUCGUUUCAAUAUUCGCGAUGGGGGACAGAAAACCGCGACGCAAACUGGAGCGCUGGUGUAUCAUUCUUUGCCUAUUUUUUAUAUUAUGCGUCGAACUGAAGGUUUCAGCUCAGAUAAGAUACUCUAUUCCAGAGGAGGUCAAAGAGGGAGCCGUUGUAGGAAAUAUUGCUAAGGAUUUGGGUCUUGAUGUCGGUCUGUUGGUGGACAGGCGAUUUCGCAUCGUUUCUGGAUCUAAGGAUGCCCCUUUCCAGGUAAAUCUGAACAACGGCGCGUUGUAUGUUCAAAACAGAAUCGACAGAGAAGAGCUUUGUGUCGACAAUAACGCCUGCCAAGUCAAUCUGAAAAUUGCUAUCGAAAACCCCCUCGAAAUUCAUUACGUGGGCGUGGAGAUCACGGACAUCAACGACCAUGCGCCCGCUUUCCCCGAGAAAGAACAGAGUUUAAAGAUCGCAGAAAACACUUUAACCGGUGCUGACUUUCAGCUGCUAGCAGCCCGCGACCCAGAUUCAGGAUCGAAUUCCCUUCGUACAUACAAACUGAGCCACAACGAGCAUUUUGAACUGGAAGUCAGAGACGGCGGAGAGGAUAACAAGAUCCCUAUUCUCAAGCUGCAGAGAGCCCUCGAUAGGGAGCGACGCGGUGAUCACCAUUUAGCGUUAACCGCCCUCGACGGUGGAAAUCCACCGAAAUCCGGCGUUAUGAACAUUACAAUAACGGUGCUCGAUAUUAAUGAUAACAGGCCGGUGUUCACUAAAGACGCGUACACCGUGACCAUCACUGAAAAUCUUCCCUUAGGGAGUCUGAUACUACAAGUGAACGCCACGGAUGCUGAUUUGGGGUUAAACGGUGACGUGCGAUAUUCUUUUGUAAGCAACCUGAAGAAAAAGGUUUACGAUACAUUUAAAAUAGACAGCGAUACAGGGGAAAUUCGCGUUAUAGGUGAUGUUGAUUUCGAAGACACUGAAAUAUACAGAGCGGACGUCACGGCCUCGGACAGCUCAGAGUCCCCCAUGACGACAAACUGUAGAGUUAUUAUAAAAGUAACAGAUAUAAACGACAACAAACCAGAAAUAGAGGUCACCUCUCUGUCUAAUCUAGUAGCUGAGGAUUCCAAACCAGGAACUGUUAUUUCGCUUAUUAGUGUAUCGGAUAGAGACUCGGGGGCUAACGGGAAAAUAGUCUGCAGUCUCUCCGAGGGGAGUCUGUUUGAGCUAAAACCUUCUUUUCAGGAAAACAUGUAUUCGCUUGUGACGCAAAAGGCUUUAGAUCGGGAGCUGGUUACUCAUUUUGACAUUUUAUUAACUGUUACUGAUCUAGGGCAGCCUCCUCUGUCCUCAGUAAAGACUUUAAGCAUUGAGGUUUCUGACGUGAAUGAUAAUAAACCAGAAUUUCCUCAGAAUCCCCUUGAGCUUUUUUUAUUCGAAAAUAAUCCACCCGGCGCGUCGGUUUUUUCGGUUAGCGCGCAUGACAAAGACACAAACGACAAUGCUGUCGUUUCAUAUCAUAUAAUUCGAGGUGAUGGAGCAAAAGGCGAUUUAUCGUCAUUCCUCAAUGUCAAUUCUGAAACCGGAGCUAUCCAUGCGUUAAAAAGUUUUGAUUUUGAAACGAUGAAAACUGGACAAUUCCAGGUUCUCGCCACAGACUCUGGAGCUCCGUCUCUGAGCAGUAACGUGACAGUGAACGUGUUCAUUCUGGAUCAGAAGUCACAUCAGCUCCUGCUGGCCUGCCAGAAUCACUUGAAAUCUCAAACCAUGGCUUAUCCUUUGGAGUUCUUCAGCUCUGCACCUGCUCUGACUGAUGAGUCCUCUGUCUUACUCUGGUGGUCGUCUGCACCACACUGGAGUCUCCUCACUCUGCCUACACUGCCAUGCCACCCCACUCUGCCUGCACUGGCUGCUCUGCCUACUCCCAGGGUUUCUGCCAGGUGCCCUGCUUUGCCUCUGUCCUCAGCUCUUCACUGGACCUGGCCCACGUCCCUUGCCCUGUUCUGCUACACUACCCACUCCUGGACUUGA
This is a messenger RNA of Puntigrus tetrazona (Sumatra barb), 2149 nucleotides long. Its product is annotated as protocadherin alpha-7-like. Gene Ontology annotation, biological process: homophilic cell-cell adhesion. The coding region runs from base 152 to 2149 and encodes 665 amino acids. The record is from RefSeq and is a predicted model, not a curated record. Gene Ontology annotation, cellular component: plasma membrane. The transcript is spliced from 3 exons. Gene Ontology annotation, molecular function: calcium ion binding. Lineage: Eukaryota; Metazoa; Chordata; Actinopteri; Cypriniformes; Cyprinidae.